Messenger RNA from Penicillium samsonianum, 1173 nucleotides. RefSeq lists its product as uncharacterized. The transcript has a single exon. Lineage: Eukaryota; Fungi; Ascomycota; Eurotiomycetes; Eurotiales; Aspergillaceae. The coding region runs from base 1 to 1173 and encodes 390 amino acids. The record is from RefSeq and is a predicted model, not a curated record.
AUGGCUCAACGACGAGAAGGCCAAAGCAGCGAUGAAUCGGGCAACUCAGAAGCCUCCAUCGCACAGAACGCGAGAAUUUCCCAAUUUUUAGCAACAAAUCUCGAACUCAUGACAGACUCGACAAUUCUCAAACGAUCUCUUAGCUUGAAUUCUGUCAUUUUGACGGCAUCUUCCUUCAGCCUUCGCUUUCAAAAUGCGCGUUCUCGACCUGACUUGCAAUGCCUCAACCAAAUCGGAGCUGGUCUGCAGGGAGCCGUCUUUGAACAAGUCGGGAAGCCUCUGGCUUUGAAAAAAGAAAGCCCAGGAAAUGAAAAGCUACGAUCAAACCUCUAUCAUGAGUAUACGAUCCACUGUGGUGUUUCCGCCACAUUCGAACAUUACCAGUCCAUCAAUAGCGAAGUCCACAUUCCGAAGCCUUUCAAAUUUAUCUCUAGGGAAGACAACAGCGCUUUCUGGGAUGAAAUCUUACCAAAAACCCCCCAGGUUUACCGCAGGCGCGGAGACCUUGUGAUGAUGGAACGGAUUCUCCCAUUACCGAAAGUUGUGCGAAAAGCCUUAAUUUCCCAGUUUUGCGCUCCCGAACAACAUCUUGAUGCCACUGAAAUCGAAGCCCUCCUCAAUCACCCUGAAAAUAAGCACUGCCUCGCCCGAGUUUACCUCGGUAAGGCGAUUGGUACCAUUGACCGUAAAACCCCGCUGAGAAACUUCCCUCUGUACCUUGAGCCGAUGGAGCAGAUUGGCAUCGAGACUCUCCCGCUUGCAAAUGCGAUGGGAAAAGCCUACGCAACCAUGCACUGGGGCGCGGCCAUCAACGGUGAUGAUGUGGAGUUUGUGCUUGGAACAUCGGCCACAGCGGCCCAGGGAACGGACCAUGGGCCGGACUUUCAACACCGCGCUGUUCAGCUUUAUCUCUUGGAUUUUGGGCAAUGCGAGGCGAUAGAGCUGGCCCAGGAUCUCGAUGUUGUUUAUCAAGCUUUCAAGGGGGCCAUGGUGACAGGGGACAAUCAACGUUUCAUCCCACAUUACUCGAGGAGCCCGGCCCUGUUUGCGACAUUCCGACAAGGGUACAUUGAAGCAGGCAAUAUUAUUCUGUCAGACAAGGGGCUGAAUAGCAACUUCAACAUGGAGGACUUCAUGCAGGAGUAUGAAGAGUAUGCUGAAGACUUUUUGUAA